This is a messenger RNA of Fulmarus glacialis (Northern fulmar), 753 nucleotides long. Its product is annotated as mannose-binding protein C-like. The record is from RefSeq and is a predicted model, not a curated record. Gene Ontology annotation, biological process: positive regulation of phagocytosis; surfactant homeostasis. Gene Ontology annotation, cellular component: rough endoplasmic reticulum; multivesicular body. Lineage: Eukaryota; Metazoa; Chordata; Aves; Procellariiformes; Procellariidae.
AUGACUCUUCUUCUGCCUUUCAAUGCCAUGGUAUUUUGGCUUUCACUAAUGAUGGUAACAAGUUCAGUUAACACAGAUAAACCUGAAGAGAAAAUUUAUUCCUAGUGCAGUGCUCCUGCGGUCAAUGACUUACCAGGCAGAGAUGGAGGAGAUGGUCAAGGCGAAAAGGGAGAACCAGGAGAAGGAUUGAGAGGUCUACAGGGUUUUCCUGGAAAAGUGGGACCUCCGGGAAUAAAAGGAGAUUUAGGACCACAAGGAGAGAAAGGAGAAAAAGGAGAACAUGGAAUUGUAGCAACCGAUGACCUGCAGAGACAAGUAACUGCUUUCGAAACAAAAGUACAAGUUUUGGAGGCGGAACUAAGUAGAUACAAAAAAGCUUUGAUUUUAAAGAACAACAAGAGUAUUGGUAAAACAAUAUUUGUCUCAACUGGAAAAGAAGAUACUUUUGACAAUGGAAAAUCCCUUUGUGCACAAGUUGGAAGUGCAGUUACCUCUCCUAGGAAUGAGGCUGAGAAUACAGCUUUAGAAGACUUAAUAAGACCUUCAAAGCAGGCUUAUAAGGGGAUAUCUGAUGAACAGACUGAAGGCAGGUAUUAUGUGAAUAGAGGGGCUGUAACUUACAGAAACUGGAAUGCUGGAGAACCAAAUAAUCUAAAAAAUGAAGACUGUGCAAAAAUACAAGACUCUGGAAAAAGGAAUUACAUUAAUUGCUCAAAUUCACGUGCCUUAAUUGUUUGUGAAUUCCUGAGCUGA